Molecule: messenger RNA, 2007 nt
Organism: Trypanosoma theileri
Lineage: Eukaryota; Euglenozoa; Kinetoplastea; Trypanosomatida; Trypanosomatidae
Exons: 1
Coding region: 1-2007 (668 amino acids)
Source: RefSeq, a predicted model, not a curated record
AUGGAGGUUCUGGCAGUGAAACAAAACCAGAAAAUUAGGAACGUAUCUGACGUGCCAGAGCUUACUCACCAAGGUAUCAGUAUUUCAUCAACAGAAAUAAGAGAAGGAAAAGAAGAGAGAAAAAAUCAGGAUCAAAAUCUGCAGGGAGAUUCCUCUUUACUUAUCACUGUAGGAGAAAAUGCAACCUUGAAGGUCAAAAAGAGGUUGAGAAAUUUGGCUGAGGAUUUAAAGGAGCUUUGGAACACCAAUACAAACCAAAAACGUGCCUUGGGUCUCUUGACUACUGAUUGUUCACCUCCAGAAGUAUUGAUUACAUUAGAAGAUAUUCUGGAGAAAGAAGAAGAAAAAGAAAACGAAGAAAAAGAGGUAUCAACAACAAUAAAUGACAAAGCUGCAGUAACAUUUUUCUCAAGUGAUAGUGUGCCUUUUUGCCAGGUUUCAGCAGUCACAACAGCUACUGCCAUCUCAUCAGACUUUGAGACAAGAGAAAAUAAAUUACCGUGUCAACAGACUGUAUGGAGUGUAAGUGAAUUGCGUCCACAACAAUCUAAAGAUGAAAUGCAUUUAUCUAGACUUGAACUUCUAAAACUUACUGGUGAGAAAGAGGAACUUCGUCGUCUGUUAGCUGAAUCAAAGAAUGAUAUUGAUGAUUUGAAAUAUCUAUAUGAGCAAAAGAUUCAUUUUCUUCAAGGAGAACUUAACACUUAUCAGGGUAUUUCUGUGAGACUUCACGAGCUGGAAAAUACACGUAAUAUGGAGUGUAUUUUAGCAGCAAGAAAACUUACACAAUAUGAAGAGGAGGUAACAACAUUACGAAAAUUACUUGUUUUAUCGACAGAAAAAGAAUUUUCAUUACAAUCUGAAAAGGAAGGUAUGGAAGAGAGUACCAUGUCACAAAUAAGUUCUUUGGAAGAUGCAUUAGGAACUGCAGCAAAAAUGAAUGCUGUUUUAUUGGAAAAUGCGGAAAAACGAGAUUUGGCGUAUUCUCUUGCACUAAAAGAGAUGGAAAACCUUCGAAAGAAAAUGAUGGAGGUAAGAAAUGAAACAGUACGCCAAAAGGAAAUAUACGAAGAAAAGAUUAAAAACAUGGAAAUUGAAAUACGUUCAUUACAAUAUUUUAAAGAAAAUUUCUCAGAUAUGGGUAAAGGAUUAAUUGAGCAUUCUUUGUAUGAAAGUAUGAUGAAAAGUUAUGAAGAAGAACUAAACAGGCUUCGGUCUUCUUUAAGUUAUACAAAUAACUUGGUACUUGACCUUAAACGGGAGAAUACAAUACUUUCUUCUAACCUAGAAAAAACAAAUAUAUCUAAGUGUGAUGCGUUUACUCAAUGUGCUGUUAUUACACAAUCAAAUGCCAGUGUGAAUACUUCUACAGGGUUAAAUUCUUCUGAAAGCACUUUACAAAUAAUCAAGCUGACGCGUGAGAUUGAUAAUCUUACUAGAGAGCGUGAUGAGUUGUACGAAAAGUUAGAAGCUGCAAAGCAGGCACAUAAUAUAGAAAAUGAUUUUUUAACUGGAAAAUUAAUAAAGACAGAAUCCGACCUUCAAUUGUGCCAGUCGCAAAUGAAUUCACGAAAAGAGAAAAAUAACUCACUGAUAAUGUGUGAUAAAACUACACAGGUGACAGAAUGUAUUUUAAAUACUGAUUUGACUACAAGAGAGAAACUAAUACAAGGUGAUGUUAAUGACACAGUAAAACAUGAGGCCACUCUUAUCGUUAAUCUUUCUCCUCGUUUGAAAGAAAGAAGUGGAGGUAUCGAAUUCUGUUUGCCCAGUAAAGAAUGCAAUGUAGAGUCCCAAAAUAAACUGCCUAUUGAAGAAGUAGAAGAUUCCCGAAAGUCCUUUUCUAAGAAAUUAGAAAAUCGAGAACCUCUUUAUCAUUCUCUUUGUCGAGGUCCAAAUCAUGACACUGAAGCUUGCCUUUGGUGCUCCAACAGAGUUAAUAAAUCAUUGGGUGGUACUUUUGGAAUUUCAAAUUCGCAUCAACCCCUCUCAUCGAUAAAGCGGUAA